UAACCACAUAAUCUAUAAACAAUGGUAAACAUGGUUAUUUUUGAGUAAUUGUUUUCGUACAGAUAACCCGAUAAACAGACAACCGUACACAAAAAAUUGUAUUAAAUUAUAAUAACUACAACCUAACUAUUUUUAAACUUAAAAGAAAUGAGCACUAUUCGUAAUGAAAUUCGCAAAAGAAAAAGGGAAAAUGAAGUAAAGAAAUGGACAGACGAAGACAUAAAAAAGGUGUUAAGCUAUAUGCAGGCUCAUCGAAAUAUUGAGAAACCAACAGCCCGUAUGUAUUAUGAAAAAUUGUUGGAAGAAACAAAAAUCGAAGCAAAUUGGAAUAUAUUAAAGUGUAAAGUUCGUUAUCUUAAGGGAACUUUACAAAAAGCUGAAACUUGGAGAAGAAAAGCUGGUAUUAGAAUGGAGAAUGGUGAUGGUGCAACUACCAUUAAAGAUAAGGUAGUACAAAAAAUAUGUCCACAUUACGACCAGUUAUCGGAUAUAUUUAUACUUGGUAAGGAAACAAAUUAUGCUAUAACAGAUAAAUCAUUCGAUGCAGCCAAUUACAUUUCACAAGAUGCAAUUGACAUCAAAGAUGAGAGCCUUGAAGUAAGUGACGAUGCAUUCGAUACCAGUUCACACGAAGCAAUCGACAUCAAAAAUGAAAUUAUUGCAGAAAAUUACGAGGAAUUACCUGCUGCAAACGACUUCAGAGAUGAGAGACUUGGAGUAGAUGACGAAGCAAUAACCUCUGCGGCAUUGCCAGUUUACAAAGUAAAACAUAUAGCACAAAACAAUUCCGUCAACAAGUUGAGCGCUAUAGAAAUUGAGCGUACGAAAAUUUGGGAAAAGCAACUAAAAUUAGAAAGAGACAAGUUUGAGUGGGCGAAAGAGAUGGAAAUGAAAAAACUAGACAUGGAUAAAAUGAGACUUGAAAAUGAAUUUCUAUUAAAAAAAUUGGAAUUGGAACAAAAUGAACGGAUAAAAAUGUUUGAAAUUGAGAUGAAAUAUAAAAUAAGUAAAUAAAAACCUAUAUUAUGGGUUUUGUUUUUCAGUUAAAUUAUGUAUUUAUAAAGUUCCUUUUAAUCCUACGAUUUUAUCUAAGUUAUGAAGGCUUAUAAAAAACUCGGAAAUCAUAAGGUUUUUUGUGAUAUCCUUCUCCUUUUUUUGAAGCAAUAUUUUUAUAUCUUUUUUCGAUUAUUGGUUAAUGAAUUAAGUUACAAUUUUUUCAAAACUUAAAUGUUUGAAUCUUAUUUUAGAUUUUUACUUACCGAAAAUGAGUAAAUUUUUGAAAAUCCUAUUUGAUCUUGUAAAAUGGAGUUUUUUUAUGAAAUAAAAAUUAGAAUUUGUUAUUUUAUUUAACAUUUGAAAUGAA
Molecule: messenger RNA, 1363 nt
Organism: Lucilia cuprina (Australian sheep blowfly)
Lineage: Eukaryota; Metazoa; Arthropoda; Insecta; Diptera; Calliphoridae
Exons: 4
Coding region: 148-1014 (288 amino acids)
Source: RefSeq, a predicted model, not a curated record